GCCGCGCGUCGCUCUCACCCUCCGGACUCCUUUUUCCCGCUCCCCAUUCAUGCAGUUUGGUUGAGUGUUGGUGUAUUUUUUACUGUUUUGCAAUAAAAGAAUUAGAAGGGGGAUUCGUGGAUGUUAUAUAUAUAUAUCUAUAUUUUUAGAUAGCAAAACAUUUUUUCUAUUUUUUAUUUUUGAGCCAAACAAAAAAACAAAACAAAACUGCAAAUUGCUGGGGAUUGAUUUGCACCGCUGCAAUUGAUUGAAACUCUUGGAACAGUUGGGGGCCAAAGGAGAGGAGCCAAUUCGGAAUUUUUUUUUGGUAUUGUUGUUGUUUCUCUUUGAAGCAAAACUUGGCAAAGGAUUGCAAUUCUUGAUCUUUUUUAAUUAUUAUUAUUUUUGCAAGGAAAGAAUAAUUGGCACCUAUUUUUAUUUUAUUUUAUUUUUUGCAAAGAAAGCAACUCUUUCCCCAGGUCUCAUUAUGCCCAAGAGAAAGGCUGCAGCUGAAGGUGAGGUAAAGGAGGAGCCAAAGAGACGAUCAGCCAGACUGUCUGCUAAACCUGCUCCGCCGAAGCCAGAGCCAAAACCCAAAAAGGCCGCACCGAAGAAAGAAAAAGGAGCAAAUGAUAAGAAAGAGGACAAAAAGGUAGCAGCAAAAGGGAAGAAGGGGGCCAAAGGAAAAGAGGAAACUAAGCAAGAGGACGCUAAAGAAGAAAACCACUCUGAGAAUGGAGAUACCAAAACCAACGAGGCGCCAGCCGACGAAGUAACUGAUGACAAGGAAGCCAAGUCCGAGUAACCAGCUUAGCUCUCUACAUUUCCAUCAUUUGGUAUCCGUACCUCCAUACUGUAUUGUUAAGAGAGGAAUAUUUUUAUCAACUAUUUUAUAAAUGCAGGUUUUUUUAGCAUGAAUUUAAUUCUGGAACAUCUUCAUCUCGGCGACUUGGGACUUGAACCAACACAAGCAAAUCAUUGUUUUUAAAAAUUUUCUGUGAUUGUCAUAGUUUGUAUGGUACCUGGAAAGAAUCAGUGGUGGUAGCUAUUGACUUCUGUCAGUAUAUAAUCCCUUUUGUGUGUAAGUCAUACAGGCUGCAGAUUGUACUUUUCACCCUUGUUCUGUGUUGUACGUUUUUCUUAACGUGGGGAGGUCUCAAAAUAACAAAAAAAAUUAAUAAUAAUCACACACACAAAAUAAUUGCGUCAGACAUUCCGGUGGUUCUGUGGGUUGCUUUUAUAACGAAGGUGAGAUAUUUUCUUGAGAAAAAAAAAACUUAGAAGCUGGAAAUCUUGUUGUAUCCCAAAUGUAGUUUUAUUUUGUCACAUUUUGGAGAAUAAUAAUAAUAAAAAUAAAAAAGUGUAAUCGUGUUUUUAAAUGAAAUACAAAAAAAAAUCUUUAAAAAAAGAGAGACGGGCAAGUUAAUGGAAUAUACCCACUGUUAGGAAUUUUGCUGGAUUUAUCUUAAUAAAAAAAUGGACUCCUCAAAA
Molecule: messenger RNA, 1470 nt
Organism: Anolis sagrei ordinatus
Lineage: Eukaryota; Metazoa; Chordata; Lepidosauria; Squamata; Anolidae
Source: RefSeq, a predicted model, not a curated record